Messenger RNA from Tricharina praecox, 3408 nucleotides. RefSeq lists its product as uncharacterized. The record is from RefSeq and is a predicted model, not a curated record. Gene Ontology annotation, biological process: regulation of DNA-templated transcription. Gene Ontology annotation, cellular component: nucleus. The coding region runs from base 1 to 3012 and encodes 1003 amino acids. The transcript has 3 exons. Lineage: Eukaryota; Fungi; Ascomycota; Pezizomycetes; Pezizales; Pyronemataceae. Gene Ontology annotation, molecular function: transcription cis-regulatory region binding; DNA-binding transcription factor activity.
AUGGACGGCGACGUCGCGUCCCUGGGCCAGUUUGUCUCUGAUAUGGGCAAUAACGAGUCGCGGGAAUCCGAGCAUGAGUAUAACGGGGAAGAGGAAGAAGAGGAGGAGGAGGAGGAGGACGUUGGGGGGGAGCGGGAGGACAGUGUAAGAGGUGACGAAGAUCACGAUCAUGUACCUGCAGGACUAGUCGUCGAUGAGCUGGAGGUUAUACAUUAUGCUGCGGCGGCCGAACAGUUGCUCGCAUCCAAUGCUGCCGCUGCGUCUGAGCCUCCCCCUCCUUCCCCUCCUCCUCCGGCGGUGUCGAGGAAGGCUAGGGGGAAUAAGAGCAUGCCUAGGGAGGAACUUCAAGUGUCUUCGCCAGCCCUGCCGAUUGUUUCCCAGCCUCCACAGGAGAUGUCGGUCGCUUCGGCGGUUGCUGCGGCUGCGGCGGCGUUGAAGGCUAGGAUGGCGAGAGCGGAGGAGACGGCUGCAGUGGUGGUUGCGGCUAGUCCGACUAUCCCACCAACGCAGAUGGAAGUGGAGCUCCCCGCAGCGGCGACGGAAGUCACAGAGAAAGGGAAGAAACGACGGAAGAAGAAACAGCGACAGACCAGCCAGGAGGAGGAGAGUGCGCAGGCGCUUCUAGCAUUGAAUAAGGGAGGAUUGGGAUCCGGAGGUGUCGAAAACGAGCACGCCGUCGUGGACGACGACGAGGAUGCGCCAACGGCGGUCGACUCGGUGACUCCAACGAAGAAGGGAAAGGCCAAGAGAAAGACAAGAUCGAAGAAGGCCACGGUCGAGGAGGUGACGGAGGAGGAUCAAGCGAAUCAGUCGUUACUCUCUCUGGAUGAGAGCUCGAGUGCUGACCACGACCUGACCGACGCCUUCACCAAUUCCAUGGUUGCUGCAGCCGGCAUACUACCUUCUUCUGAUCCUCCGAUUAUAAGUCUCAACGAAAAUGCAACCGCAGCUACUGCAACCGUGGACCAGACUGGACUACCCCAGCCGGACAUUCCGGACCAGCGGAUCCUCACGGAGCAUUUGGCUGCCCACAUGGCGAAGCUUCCACCACCACCACCACCAGAGGCUGAGGAGGAGGAUAUGAUGGUGGUCGAACAGCGACUCAUGACCGAGUUGCAGAGCAUCCACCCGCCUAUUCUAGGAGCUGAAGGCUUUACAGCUGUGAACCAGAACAGCGAGGGUGACCAUCAUCACCAGAUGCUGGGCGGUCCUAUCCCUAUCAACCAGAAGCCGGCUCGGGGGAAGCGCAAGCGCCAGGGUGAUGUUUCCAACGCGAUCACCAAUGAUAACGAAAACAUGCCCAUGAACGGACUGGUCGAUCCGCAGCUAAUGCAGCUCGACGAAGCCGCAGCUCAGAUCGCCGGAGAAGUUGGGGGAGAUCAGAGCAUGAAGUCCAAGAAGCGCCGCCGCGUACCGAAUCCGAAUAUUCCCGAAGCAGAAGAGAUCCCCAUCGACGAAUCCGAAGGGAAGCAGCAGCAGUCCGUAGUCCGCCGCGAACAGAAGAUGAGUUGGGGAACCACGCCAGUCUCUGGCAUGGGUGAGUCCAUUAACGGAGGCACUUUUUCACUCGAUGAGCGCUUCGCCAUCGAUAAGGCUCUUCAAGACUAUUGCCGGGUUCAGAGCAUGACGAUGGAGGAGCUCAAGGAUCGCGUGUGGGGUAAUAACCGCCGCAAAGAUGAGUUCUGGGAUUCCAUCUGCAGUGCUGUUCCGAACCGCAGUCGCGCCUCUGUCUACAAGCAUGUUCGACGAUCCUGCCACAUCUUCCAGCAGCGCGCCAAGUGGACUGCCGAGGAGGAUGCGGAAUUGGCGGAACUGGUCAAGUCCAAGGGCAACAAGUGGAAGGACAUAGGAGAAGCUAUGGGGAGGAUGGGCGAAGACUGUCGUGACCGUUACCGCAACUACGUCAAAUGUGGCGAUAGUCGUGGAACCGAUCGUUGGACCGAAGAGGAGGAGGAGUUGCUCAAGAGGACGGUUCGGGAGCACAAGGAGCAGAACAGACAGCUUAUCCUCCAGCAGGGCAAGCCGAAUCCUGCGCCAGAAGAGGAAGACAACAUCCUCAUCAACUGGACCACGGUUUCGGAGCAGAUGGAGAAUAGACGGUCGCGGAUUCAGUGCCGAUACAAGUGGAAGAAGAUGUUGGCCCAGAAGGAGAAGGUCAAGCAGGCCCCGAUUGGAGUUACGUAUGUGGGCGGAAAGAAGAAGCGUAUCAGUUUCGACAUCAAGGAUAUGCUGCCUGGUGAUGAGCAGUGGCUACUUUUCUUGAUUCGUGACUGCGGUGCUACCCAGGAGAAUGAGAUACCGUGGGACCAGUUCGCCAAAAACGAUAAGGACGUUGGAAUCUGGACCCACAAGGAUCUCAAGAGCGCCUACAAAGAGUUCCGCAAGCACAUACCGCACAAGCGGCGCCCGCUCCGCGAGAUCAUAAAGCAGCUCCUCAUAGAGAUCCAAGAGAAGUACACGGUCGAGCAACGCAGCAUACGUUUCAUCCCGAGCCAAAACGCCGACGGCCAGCCGAUCGACGCCGCCUCAAUCGCCUCGCACAACACCAUCAGCACGCACUCCCCCGCCGCGCCCCACGCCCAGCAGCCCCAACAACAACAACAACAACAACACCCGCCACCCCAGGAAUUCGUGCACCACCUGUACACGCUCACGCCGGACCCGUCGCUGCCCAUCGCGCCCAUCGCGAGCAUGGGCCCAAUCCCGAUGGCCGCGCAGCUCUCCGUGCAGCCGCCAGCACCCACUCCCAGCCACAACAACGCCGUCAACGCCGCCGCCGCUGCCGCUAGCAACGCCAUGGUCGACCCCGAGCUGAUGGGCCAGGGCAUGGACGAGGAGCUGCAAAAGAUGGCGGGCGAGGCGAUCGCGCACUCCACCGCUAUGCACGCGCACGCACACUCGCAGCAGGGCGAGGACGAGAACGAGCGCGAGCUGCGCACGCGCCUGGGUGGCUUCAUUGGUGGUAUUGGCGGUGGUGGCGCCGCCGGAAUGAUGCAUCAGGGUGCCGCUUAGGAGAACGCACCCCCACAAUUGCUGGCUGUUGAUUACCGCUACUAUCCCUAUCACUACGGCUACGCUUAUGGAUAUCCCUACGGAUAUCCUUACGGCUACGGAUAUGGAUAUGGAUACGACUACGACUAUCGCUGGCAGGCGUUGAUGUGAUGUGAGGAUGGUGAUUGGCAGCGCUUUUGGUGAAUAGUGUCUCUGUCUGUGUACGAUGGGGAGGGGAGGGGAGGGACGUCUGUGCUUUUCGCUUUUUGCGUCAUUCUGGGUUUUGGGUUGGAGUAGGUUGGGUUCGAGUGGUUUGGAUGGGUUUGGUGGUAACUCCUACAUCUACUACUUCUAGGUAGUUCACAUAGAUACAUAGUAGGCUUUUGUAGUAAAUCAAUCCAAUCACACCCAACUACC